AUGUUUAUAUCGGGAAUCGGUAGUUCUAUAUUCCUCAUAGACCCAGUCUACGUCAGCGAAUUCAGCAAUGAAUCAAUAAGAGGAACUUUGACAUCAGGCGCUCUGGUCUUUCUCCGCCUGGGAAUGCUUACUUCAUACUUGAUAGGAGGUGCGCUCAGCUACAAGUCCAUGGUGUAUAUCUGUCUCACUCUAUCGGUAAUUGGAAUCAUGAUAUUAAUACCUUUGAAAGAAUCGCCGACGUUGCUGAUGAUGAAAGGGAUGGAAGAAGAAGCCAGGAAAUCUAUAGCAUUUUAUACGAACUCAAAAUCUGAUUCUAUUGUAGUAUUACAAGAGAUUAAGAAAAUCAAAAAGACAUUAGCUCCCAAAAAACUAGAAAAAUCCAAGUCUACACAGCGUGCUUUAUUUCUAUCUUUGACUUUGAUGACGACAGCCGUUUUCCAAGGUAUAGUAGUGGUCAUGGUAUACGCAAAUCCUCUCUUCAGCGAAGCAGUCCCAGAAAAUAUCCUAUCAGCGGCAUGGUGUAGUGUCAUACUUGCUGUAGUUUCCGUGACCUUUGGAAUGAUUGCAGCGUCCUUGACCGACCUGAUUGGCAGACGGUCACUGAUGAUCAUCUUCUCAGUAGCUGCUGGCUUGUGCUGUAUAUGCUUGGGUACACACAUACAUCUACACUGGGGUCCACCGUGGUUGACUGCUGUCUUUGUUUAUUUAUUUGUCGCAACUUACCAGUGUGGUGCCGGCACUGUACCUUAUAUUCUGAUCGCCGAAUUAUUUCUGCCUGAGGUGAAGAGCAUCAUGUCGAUGAUUGUACUGGAGUGGACAUGGCUUUGUAGUUUCAUCAUACUAUACAUAUUUACCCCUUUGGUCGCUGCCAUCGGUCUGGGUCCCGUCUUCUACAUAUUUGCCACUUACGAUUUAAGGAGAAAGGAAGAAAGCAUGCAGCGACUUACACCAGAGCAGCUCCAAGGCGCGAUUUAUUAUCAACGCACACAAAGCGUUCACGCCGGCGAGACCCAGAUGAUGGAUCUAAAUUGCUAG
Diatraea saccharalis (sugarcane borer) is the source of this 1035-nucleotide messenger RNA. The record is from the annotation of a GenBank genome assembly. Lineage: Eukaryota; Metazoa; Arthropoda; Insecta; Lepidoptera; Crambidae.